Messenger RNA from Diceros bicornis minor, 616 nucleotides. RefSeq names its product melanocortin 2 receptor accessory protein (gene MRAP). Gene Ontology annotation, cellular component: plasma membrane; endoplasmic reticulum. Gene Ontology annotation, molecular function: type 3 melanocortin receptor binding; corticotropin hormone receptor binding; signaling receptor regulator activity. NCBI's taxonomy places the organism in Eukaryota, Metazoa, Chordata, Mammalia, Perissodactyla, Rhinocerotidae. The record is from RefSeq and is a predicted model, not a curated record. Gene Ontology annotation, biological process: protein localization to plasma membrane; regulation of adenylate cyclase-activating G protein-coupled receptor signaling pathway.
AUGGCCAACAAGACCAAUGCCUCUGCCCUGCUCUACAGCUACGAGUACUACCUGGACUACCUGGACCUCAUUCCCGUGGAUGAGAAGAAGCUGAAAGCCAACAAGCAUUCCAUCGUCAUUGUCUUCUGGGUGAGCCUGGCUGCUUUCGUGGUGCUUCUCUUCCUCAUCCUGCUCUACAUGUCCUGGUCAGGCUCCCCGCAGACGAGGAACACCACCCAGCACGACCCAAUAUGUCCCCGGAGUCACGGCCUCAACCUUCCCCUCUGUGUCUGGAGGCACCCACCGCGCCACAGGGCUCCCCGGGGGACCCCGCCGGCUCCACCGAGCUCAGUUGAGGAACCAUGGAGCAGAGCAUCUGGGCCCGACCAGCAGCUGUAGCCGGAGAGCCCCUCUGCCUCGCCCCCCACAGACCCCCAGGCUCACUCUGCCCUCCUCUGGGAACUGGCCCUCGAUGGGGACCCCCACGCAUCAGCUGACGUCAGGAACGAGCCUAGCGAGCCUCCCCAUGGAGACAAACUCUCCAGAUUGUAGAACUGACACCAGCAAACCGUAGCCAUUGUCGAGUGAGCCAGUGAACUCAAACCAACCUGGACACACAGGUGCCUUCUGAGAGCCU